CCCGGAAGUGUUGCUAUGGCGGCGGGGGAGCUCAGCGGCCUGGUCGCCGUGCUGGAGACUUACCGCGGCCGCGACCGGGUGGUCCGUGCGCUCUGCUAUGGCUGUCAGCUGGCGGGCGGGGCGCUGGCCGGGCCGCAGGCCUCGCCAUCCGGGCUGCCCGGGAGCCUCCUGGCCGUGUCGGCCCAGCUGAGCGCUUGCCGCACGGCCCUGCGCCUCUUCGACGACUUCGCCAUGCUCAGCUACAGCUACGGCUACGGGCUGGGCCCCAAGGACGAGGACGGCCUGGUGCGGGGGCUGUCGGUGCUCUGCAACCUGGCCAACCAGCUCUACUACCCCUGCGAGCACGUCGCGUGGGCGGCUGAUGUCGGCAUCAUCCGCAUCGGCUCUCAGAAGUGGUGGACUCUGAGCACGGCGCUCUGGGCCUUCUCCCUGCUCCUGGGGAUCCUGCGAUCCCUGAGAAUCUUGUUCCAGUUAAGAAGAAAGCUGAGGCAGCACAAGUGUACCUCUUCGCCUCUGAGUCGAAAGGAAACAAAAGCCCAAGUGAAGGCUGAAGUUUUGAGCAUCCUCACAGACCUGGCAGAUCUCUCCAAUGCAAUCCACUGGCUGCCGCCGGGAUUUCUUUGGGCUGGACGCUUUCCUCCGUGGUUAGUAGGGCUCCUGGGGACCAUAUCUUCCCUGAUUGGUAUCUACCAAGCACAUAGAGGAGGAAAUUCUGAAGCUGUAUAAACCACAAUUAAGCUUCAGGAGCCCGAUUUUUACAUGGUAAAAAUGCCUUUAGCGAGGCAAGGUGUAUUUUAAUUUUUUUGGGUGUUGAUUCCCAACAGCGAGGUCUUGAUACUCUUUAUCCUCCGCCCCGUCCUUGUUGUUUAGCUGGACCUUCACCCCAUGGAGUGCCAGGUCUGCCACAGACGAUGCCUUCCUGACUCUGCUCAGAAUUUGCUGUCAGAUUUACAGGUUUUUUGGUACAAUUCUUGGGUGUUUUUCCCAAUUCCUGAAUGUUUUCCCCCAAUUCCACGCAUCCUGUAAUUGGGACUGUAGUCAAGAUGUCUAUUACAGAGAGGAUUGUUUGCGGUUAACAAUUUUUAUCACUCUUCAUCAGAGAAAUCUUUCAGGUGAAUCCUCUGAAAAUCAAGAAACCUCCUAGGAUUGAUUAAAAUAGAGGGGAAAAAAGUCACUUGCAUCCUUCCUUCCUACGUCCCAGAAGACAAAUACAACCUCCAGUCUUCGUUGUCACUUAAAAGAGCACAAAAUCAGUGUUAGGCGGAAAACCAGCCACGGUUCUGUCACACAAAACUUCUAAGGGACGAAUCAUGCGAGUUCAAGCUCCAAGCCUCAUCUGAACGGGGGAGGUCACCGUUAUUGUGGAGGUUUCAGUGUUUGAGCCCAGAGCAGCCUCCACAAGCGCAAACAAGAGCAAGUGGCUGAGGGAGGUUGUUGGGUUAUUUGGUUUGUGACGGUUGUGUUUCUUUAGAAAGAAAUAGCAACUGUAAAGCAGUGCCUUGUGAAGCUUUUUUUCUAGUCGGUAUUACUCAUUUAAGGAGAAAUAUUGGAAAUUGAGACUUCCCGGUUAAAGCAGCCCCAGCGCUGAGCCUCCAGCUGUGCCUUUACGAAAUGCCACCGGGUGGAGCUCUUCCACCAAGGUCUGGCAGCAGCCAGCGGACUUUUUUUAAAAAAAAAAACAAACAAACAAAACCAGCAAAUUCACGAAUCACCGUUCAAAGGACCAGUCAAACCCAUGCCAAGAUGAGUUUUACAGUUAUAUUUCUAGGCGGUGCCAAUAAUAAAUGAGAUGAAUGCUUCAAG
This is a messenger RNA of Grus americana (Whooping crane), 1803 nucleotides long. RefSeq names its product peroxisomal biogenesis factor 11 gamma (gene PEX11G). The record is from RefSeq and is a predicted model, not a curated record. Gene Ontology annotation, cellular component: peroxisomal membrane. Lineage: Eukaryota; Metazoa; Chordata; Aves; Gruiformes; Gruidae. Gene Ontology annotation, biological process: peroxisome fission. The coding region runs from base 16 to 726 and encodes 236 amino acids. The transcript is spliced from 5 exons.